GGGUAGGCUAUGCGUGACAAUGCUAAAGGCCCGCCCCUCUGCUUUCAUGCACUGCGAAGUAGUUGCGUGCGUGAAACAACUCCGUCAGGGACGAACGUUUUCACAAGUGAACUUGAGGCUUUUUGGAUUCAUCAAUGAGCUCGUCCAGGCACUUGUAGCUGCUUGGAGUGAAGACCGGACUGGGAGACCGCUACCAGGAAAACGACCAGUUUUUUCUUCCAGUCGGGAUUCAACAUGAAAUUCUGGAUUUGUGUACUUGCUGUCAGCUGGGCAGUUGAAGCGACACACGGGGGGACCAGCCAGGAGCCCUGUAAUGGGCUGGACUGUAGUGGAGGAUGUAACUGUAACCCAGAGAAAGGUGGCAGGGGGCGCCCAGGGGCAUUGGGGCCAGUAGGACCCGGUGGACCAGAGGGGUUCCCAGGCGACCAAGGGCCUUUAGGGCAAAAAGGAGAGAAGGGCCACUUCGGACGCAUGGGCCCCUCUGGGCUGAAAGGAGACAAGGGGCCCAUGGGCGUACCAGGGUUCCCAGGAAACGACGGAGUCCCAGGUCACCCAGGUCAGGACGGUGGCAGGGGUCUACCAGGGUUUGAUGGAUGUAAUGGUACCCAGGGAGACCCAGGUCCCAGAGCUGUAGAUGGAGGAAUACCUGGAGCUUCAGGACUCCCUGGGCCUACGGGUCCUAAAGGGCAGAAGGGAGAACCUGUAUAUGUUGGAACCAGAGAGGGAUUUCCUGGUUUACCUGGACUGGACGGUGUACCUGGUCCUAGAGGCCCUAAUGGAAGGCCUGGUGACAUCGGCCCCAGUGGUCCUGAUGGAAUCCUUGGUAAUCCAGGUCCCCCCGGUCCCCCUGGUCCUGUAGGGAGCCCCAGCCUCGGCUUCCGGGGGGAGCCAGGAGCUAAGGGCAACACGGGGCCACCCGGACCUCGAGGCGUGCCCGGCAACGAGCCGCUAGUAGGCUCAUCUAUUACCACUAUCUACAAAGGAGAUAAGGGGGAAGAGGGUUACAAAGGAGUGCGUGGACCAUCUGGUAGACCCGGCCCACCUGGUCCUUUUGGCUAUCCUGGUGAGAAGGGAGAGAAUGGAAUUCUGGGGUAUCCAGGGGGACGGGGUCCUCCUGGUUUUAAUGGACCUCCCGGAUCUCCAGGAAGACCAGGAUUCACAGGCAGUCCAGGGUUCCCCGGGCAACCAGGCUACAGUGGACCUAAGGGUGACCAGGGGGAACAGGGGCCUCCCGGGCCCCCCAUCUACGCAGACACACAAGGGUUGGCUGUUCAAGGAGCACCAGGUGACAAUGGUAUCGACGGCUUCCCCGGCCAACCUGGUGACACUGGCUCUCCAGGGUUUCCAGGACAACCAGGACGACCAGGCGACUCCUUCGGCGAUGGUCGAGGAGGCAGCCCAGGGUUCCCUGGCACCUUAGGACCUAAGGGAGAGAGGGGUAACCCUGGCAGACAGAGCUACGGCCCUGAGGGCCUACCAGGAGGACCAGGAUUACCAGGACCCCCCGGACCUCCCGGACAACCAGGCAGAUCUGUCAACAUCCAGCCCGGCAGGUUUGACAAUCUACCAGGAGCGCCAGGACGACCAGGAGGCCAGGGACCACCUGGAGCCAGCGGAUACAAAGGACCCAAAGGGGAACUGGGUGACUGUAACUGCCUGGGAGGAGGCACCACGGGUGGGGUGGGGGCCCCGGGGGCUCCUGGGUCUGAUGGAAGACCUGGUGCCUUCGGCAGGAAGGGCGAAAGUGGAGACCCAGGCAUACCCGGUUUCGGAGGACAACCAGGAACACCUGGCCGUGUGGGCGAGAGGGGUUUCUUCGGGCGUAAAGGAGAAAAGGGUGCCUCCUUCUACCCCUCGUUCAGCGGAGGGAUCCAGGGUGAACAGGGGGCCCAGGGCCUUCGAGGGCCCCCUGGAAACAUGGGCCGACCCGGGAGAGACGGACUUCCUGGGUCCCCCGGACAGCCUGGGCCUCCUGCUGAUGUUGAUGGCUAUGGAACCAUUGGAGAGAGAGGAUUCCCAGGGUUCUCAGGCGCCAAAGGUCGCGCCGGUGAACCUGGAGAGAACGGGAUUGGCUACCAGGGUUCCAUCGGACCCCGUGGGUUUCCAGGCGACUCGGGCUUUGCGGGGUUACCAGGGCAACCUGGUUUACCUGGCCCUCCAGGUGACAGCUGUGGGCAGGAGGGGGUUAAUGAUGCAGAGGGAGGGCUGACGCUACCAUGUCGUCUACCUGGUGAGGAUGGAAUCCCAGGCCUCCCCGGAAUACCUGGAAGACUAGGUCCCAAGGGCGAGCCAGGUUUCCCAGGUGGUCCCGGUCGGCCCGGUUUUGACGGAGGGAAGGGAGAGAGAGGAGACCCAGGUUACGGGGGCCAGCCUGGGCCACAAGGUUUCCCUGGCCCCAGAGGAGAUGCGGGUGGCCCAGGUAUCCCAGGCGAGGGUCGUCCAGGGGCACCAGGGAAGAACGGGCUCCCGGGGCGGCCAGGGGGGAAGGGCCGGCCGGGGGAGGUGCUGGGGUCCUCAACAGGGCUCCCUGGAACACCUGGGUUCCCAGGAGGACCAGGAGACAAGGGAGAGCCAGGAGCAUCAGGACUUCCCGGAGGAUCAGGUUUUGAUGGUCGGUCGGGCAUUCCCGGAGCUAAGGGUGAGCGCGGUACGGAUGGCUACCCCGGAACUCUAGGUCUUCCCGGACUUCCUGGAGACAGAGGCAAUGGAUUUCCCGGUCCUGCUGGACCAGCCGGAAGCAAAGGAUUUCCCGGAUCUCCAGGCUACCCCGGUUUAAAAGGAGCCAGAGGUGACACGGGCUUCCCAGGCCCAACUGGGAGGAAGGGACAACCAGGACAACCAGGAGGGGAUGGAUCAUCAGGACUCAGGGGCCUUCUGGGACCGCCGGGCCCCGGGGGAAGAAACGGCAUCCCUGGGGGACCAGGAAGGAAGGGCGAGAGCGGUUACCCUGGACUGGUAGGUUUCCCCGGAAUGCCAGGUAACCCUGGAAGACCUGGUGGACCAGGAGGUAAAGGAGCUCCGGGGUUCUCAGGAAAAGACGGCCUGCCCGGUGACUUCGGAGCGCCAGGACCUAAAGGUGACCAAGGUUACCGUGGUCUCUCUGGCCCACCCGCUCUGCCCCCCAGAGUAGAUUACCUGGAGAAGGGACAGAAGGGCGACAACGGUGCCAACGGACUACCUGGUUUCCCUGGACCUAGAGGUGACAAGGGUUUCCCAGGCCAGCCUGGUCGUCAGGGUUUGCCCGGGCUGCCUGGUUAUGCUGACAGGGCUAAAGGGGAACCAGGACUCCCCGGUCUCCCUGGACGCCCAGCCGGGCCAGGCUACCCAGGCCCUAUUGGAUCUCCCGGUAUCAUCGGUUUCCCUGGCAUGCCUGGACCAAGGGGUGACGAUGGCAGGCCUGGUUUCCCUGGUAACCCUGGAGUCCCUGGUCAGCCAGGUGCUAAAGGGGAGAGAGGUGACUCAUCCGGCUACCCCGGAAGUCCCGGAGCUAAAGGUGAGUCCGGAACCCCCGGUUUCCCAGGUGGCCAAGGUGCUAAUGGCGCCCCCGGCGACAACGGUUUCCCAGGGGGCCCUGGGUUCAGCGGACAGAAGGGAGAAGCGGGAGUUCCUGGAAGACCCGGACUCUUGGGUACCCCUGGUUUCACUGGGGCUAAGGGUCUGAACGGAUACCCAGGAGGAAGAGGUCUCGACGGGACGACUGGCCGCCCUGGCUCCCCUGGAUCAUCUGGAGAAAAAGGUCUGCCGGGAUCUCCUGGUCUUGAUGGACUCAACGGACUGGCUGGACCGAACGGUCUACCAGGAACCCCGGGUUAUAGUGAGGAGGGGCGCCCCGGCACCCCUGGAGCGGCCGGUUUGAAGGGAGAGAGGGGAUCCUCCAUCCCAGGACCCCCGGGAUACAACGCGGAGAUGGGAGCGAGGGGAGAGUCAGGGGGUCCUGGUAUGACGGGCUUCCCAGGUCUGCCUGGUCGUCGUGGGGAGACAAUCGGCUCCAAUAUCCCUGGACCUCUGGGAGACCCAGGCCUGCCCGGACUCGAUGGAGAAGAAGGUUACGGUGGUCCUCCAGGCCCCCCAGGCCCACCGGGGCCCAGUACGGCCCAGGGAGACAGGGGUGACGCUGGGCUACCUGGCUUCUCCGGCACCCCUGGAAGACGUGGAGACCCUGGAGGUCCCGGUGGCCCAGGAAGGGAAGGCAGCCCUGGGUUCAAUGGAGAGAGAGGCGACUCUGGGUACAGUGGAGUGUCAGGAACCAAAGGCUACCCUGGAGAUCCAGGAUAUUACGGAGGGAAAGGACCCAAAGGAAGGAAAGGUUCUUCUGGUCGUAAGGGGCCCCCAGGUAUAACUUUACCGCCCUCGAACUUCGAGACUCCCUACGGAGACUUGGGAGGCCCUGGGCUCAACGGAGCUCCAGGGGCCAUGGGAGAACCAGGCAAUCCCGGCAUUCCAGGCAGAGGGGGUCCUAAAGGCAGGCCCGGUGCGGUGGGGAGGCUGGGGAGGAACGGAGGGUCAGGUCUGGAUGGACCUCGGGGAGACCCUGGUUCUCCUGGUUUCCCUGGACCUUCCGGAUCACAAGGUCUGCCUGGUAAGCCUGGUCUGCAGGGUCCCCCUGGCAGUGUGGCCCGCAGCAGGAGUGUUGGUUUCACCCUGGUGAAACACAGUCAGAACAACCAGGUACCCAUGUGUCCCCAGGGCAUGUCCCGGCUCUGGGAGGGAUACAGUCUGCUGUACGUAGAGGGGCAGGAGAAGGCACACAACCAGGACCUCGGUAUGGCGGGCUCCUGCCUCCCCCGUUUCAGCACUGUCCCCUUCCUCUACUGCACGCCCAACGAGAUCUGUUACUACGCCAGCCGCAACGACAAGUCCUAUUGGCUGUCCACCACUGCGCCCAUCCCCAUGAUGCCGGUGGGAGAGGAGGCCAUCAGCCAGUACAUCAGCAGGUGCUCCGUGUGCGAGGCCAUGUCCCAGGCUGUGGCCGUCCACUCCCAGGACCUCACCAUCCCCACCUGCCCUGCUGGCUGGAGGUCCCUCUGGAUCGGGUACUCCUUCCUCAUGCACACAGCUGCCGGGGCAGAGGGCGGAGGCCAGUCCCUUGUUUCACCCGGCUCCUGUCUGGAAGACUUCCGUGCAACUCCCUUCAUCGAGUGUAACGGGGCUAAGGGCACCUGCCACUUCUUUGCCAACAAGUACAGCUUCUGGCUGACCACGGUGGAGCCUAACCGCGAGUUCAACCCCCCUCCGAUGGACACACUGAAGGGAGGCAACCAACUCAGCAGAGUCAGUCGCUGUCAGGUCUGCAGUAAGAUCUUGUAGCCGGGAGAAGAGUCGAUGAUAGAGAGAUAGAGAGAAGAAAUGGAAAACACAGAGACUGAAACAACAAAAGAGAGGGUGAUGAUUACUUCUCAGAAAGAAAAAGAGAGAGGAAGUAAAAAAUAAAAAAACAUUCCCCCUUAAAAAAAAUUAUUGACCAGAUGACUGACUGAAUUUAAGCACCGUCCCCUGCUUCAUCCCAGGAUCUCACUUGGGGUGUAAAGGUGUCCUGAAGGGCUGACGAGGGCACUUCUGUGGGUUUAUGAUGCGUGAAUAUCGAUGUUAGAGAGAGGGGGAUGGAUAUAGAACGAGAGAGAGAGAGGGAGGGAUGGAGAGAUGUGGGGUCUUGGGUUUGAUUGCUUUGCACUAGGAUAUCACUGACAGUGUUGCUAAUAUGUGUCUUUAUGUGGGUGUUUUAUCGUUUCUAUGGCUACGUGGUCUGAAAACAUUCACGGCUACCUAGUGCAACUGCAAACCAACCCUUCGGACCACACUGCCGCCCUAUUCCCUAUAUAGUGCACUACUUAUGGCUUGGGCUCCAUAGGCCUCUGGUCACAAGUAGUGAACAAUACAGGGUUCCAUUUGGGACAGAUCUCUACCAUAACAACUACAGUCAUAAACCUGAGAGACCUGCUAUACUGUACAUACCUAUUUACUGCUAGCCAACCACUUUAACACACACACACACCAAUGAUAUCUUUGAUGUCUGAGAUACAGUAAGACUCUGUUAUUACCAAUAUGUCUUCUUUUUUUAUGUUACCCUACUCCGGGACUCAACUUGACAACAGUUUGGAAAAAGGCACUU
Molecule: messenger RNA, 6109 nt
Organism: Oncorhynchus mykiss (rainbow trout)
Lineage: Eukaryota; Metazoa; Chordata; Actinopteri; Salmoniformes; Salmonidae
Source: RefSeq, a predicted model, not a curated record